Molecule: messenger RNA, 4700 nt
Organism: Zingiber officinale
Lineage: Eukaryota; Viridiplantae; Streptophyta; Magnoliopsida; Zingiberales; Zingiberaceae
Product: S-adenosylmethionine carrier 1, chloroplastic/mitochondrial-like
Exons: 11
Coding region: 3684-4529 (281 amino acids)
Biological process (GO): transmembrane transport
Cellular component (GO): mitochondrial inner membrane
Molecular function (GO): S-adenosyl-L-methionine transmembrane transporter activity
Source: RefSeq, a predicted model, not a curated record
ACCAGUGUAGGAAGAGAAACCAAAGCCACGAUUGGAAAAACAAACAAACGAAGGUACCACUUUAAAUUUUUGUUCAGUAAGGCCCAUCUAUUUUCAUCGACCACCACCCGCGGCCAGCAUUCCUGCCGGCAACGGAGGCGCCUGCGUUGAGAGGGUACGGGGAAGCCUGGCGGUGGUGACAUCAUUAGUCGCACCAGUCGCACCAGUCGCUUCGGUCGGCCUCGAUCGGCAGUGUCGAUAGCACCUUCGCGUCGGGCCGGCUGAGCGGUGUGGAAGCCUGGUGGCGGAGGCGCCAUAACAGCCGUCCCGUUGUGUUGGCCCAGCAGCAGUAGCCACGUACGGCCAAGCGCCCGACCAUAGAUCUAGCAGCUUGGGCGAAACCACGGCGGCGUCGUCGGAUCGUGGUAGAGAAGUAAAGGCGUAAUUAGGGUUUCCUACAGUUUUUUUGGUGGGCUGGUAGUAAAUUUAGGAUUUAGUUAUUAUUGCUUUGAAUGAUAUGGUGAAAAAAAGAAGCGAGGAUUCAAUUAAAAACAGCCGAUGGAAUUAAAUUGUUAGGUUUUAAUUAAAUGAAUCCAUUUAAUUUAAAACUUAAGAAUUUUAUUCUGAUUGAUUAGGGUCCGGACCUAAUUUUUUUUAGUUAAACACAGUUUUAAUAAAUCUAAUCAGUUGUUUUGGAUUGUAAGUUUUUUAAUCAAACUGAUCAGUUUUUUCUCAGGACUGAGUUUUGAUUAAAUUACUCAAUCAACUAUUGAUUUAUGAUUUGAUCAAUUGCAGAUGCAAGUUUUAAUCAAGACGGUUUGUUUUAUAUUCUGCAUUAUGGCACUUGUUUGAAGUCAAUUUGACAAUUAAUGUCAGCAAUUUUGCACUCAGUACCUCAUGUUUAUUUGUUUGCAAUUAUUGCUAAUUUUGUGUAAUAUUUUCUUACUGAUGUCAAAUUGACAUAUUUAACUUUGUCAACCACUAUUUGAAUAGUUUCGUGUAUGUGUAACUAAUCAUUAAUUAUUGACAUAAGAUUUUUAUUGAUAUGUAAAUUUUAGAAUCAAUUUUAAAGUUAUAUGUGGAUCUGUAAUUAAAAUUGAUAGAGAGUUUAUAAUCCUAAUCAUGCAUGAAAUAGAUUAUAAAUUCUAAUAUACUUAAAAUUCUCACAUCAAUCAUGGGCAUUGCUUAAAAAAACAUUCUACAAUUGUAAUUUAUUAUGAGUUCUUGCUGCCAAAGUGACUCAUGUAUGAUAAAACUUAUUAAUAGCGGUAUUUUUUUGAGAAUGUGUUAUAAUAUUAUGUUCUAUAUCAUAGGAUAUAAUUUAUCUACUGGAGGGGAUUUAUUAUGUAUUACAAUCUAGGACAACGUAUCAGACAUUGCUUUGAAUAUUUUAAUGUGGAUAAUUUCAUUUGACCUAAGGGGAUAUAUUAUCUAAAUUAAUUAGAUUCAUGGUCUUUCUCAUGAGAAAGGUACUUAUUGCAUGUUAUAAUCGGAGGAUUAUAAUGAUGUGUUGAGGCUCUUGUUUCUCCAAUUUAAGUCUAUAAUUAUUAACAUUGUAUUUUUAAUCAAUGCCUAUAACAUGGAUAGUUGUUAGUUAAUUAUAUUUAUUAUUGUUCAAGUUUUCUUUUGUGGGAAAAAUAAUUCAACUUAAAGGAUAUAGAUCAUCACGGUAAGGAAUGGAUUUCUCUUUCACUAACUUUGCAUGCUGUAAUAUUUUCGUCCUUGCCUACUAGAAUACUUUCGGUGGGCAUGCCAAACUCACUCUUGAGCUCUCCAUUGGAUUAGUCUCUGACUCACCUUGUUGCUCAGUUAGUUGCUUUGAAUCCUGAGCUACUUGAAGAUGAGAAGUGGCAUGAAGGGAUGACAAUUUUCUCUGAACCAAUGGAGGAUCCGAUAUUCGACCCGAAUGGAGGAGGGUAUGGAGAGACUAUCAAUAUCCGAUAUUCGAUCCAAAUUAAAUAAUAUAUCUAUAUAUGUAUUAAAGAAAAUUUUCUCUUCCCAAAACUCACUAACUAUUUUUGUUGAUGUUAGGAGUAGACUACAUAGAUGUUUAAUCUAUUUUUUUAAUUAUAUUUUCUUCUUUUAAUAUGAUGUGAAGUUUAAUAUGCUUUUGUUGAAUGAUGAUGGUGGGAUGGAAAGAAGAAAAAUCAUUAGUAUAGAAAAUAUCUGAUUCUUUAAUGAGUAUGGUAAUGAGGAUGGAUAUCCGAUACCCGAUGGGUAUGGGGAUGGAGGAUAUAGAAUCCGAUCCAAACCUGAUCCAUUGCCAUCCUAGUGACAUCCGAUAUUGGAGGGUGUGGCAGCCCUUGCUCGAGCUCUCUAUUGGUGGGAGUAUGCCUAUGAGCAUGAGCGCAAACUCAAGAAGAUUGUCGUUGCACCAUGCUUUGCAAUGGACCAAUAAAUAAGACAUCAUCUUAACAUAAAAUACUAUAUGACAAUCUAUUACUCUAUAACUUGUUUUCUCAAAAACACUCGAGCACUUUUGAAAAUGACUCUACAGUUCAUUCAACGUCACAAUCUGAAAAAAAAGACCAAAAUACGAUAAACCACAAACUCCUAAACUCGUCAUCAACCAUGCUCUUAUACCAAGAAGGGCACUGUUGAUAAUUUAAGUUCAGGGAGUUCGUGGUUUGCUGUAUUUUGGUCAGUAAAGAUGCAUCAUAUAUAUAUAUAUAUAUAUAGGAUGAAUUCACUCAAUACGAAGUGCAUCAUAAAUAUCGGGUCAUGACAAACUAUAUUUCAUAUCUUUUAGUUUAAUAUGUUCUAUUACUAUUUUAAAAAUAUAAAUAUGUUAGUGAUUAAAUUAUUAUUUAUUAUAAAAUCAAUAUAAUAUGAGCCUGUAUCAUAAAAUAUUUAAACUAUUUUUUUUGGAUUCAAAUUAAUAUAUACAUAUAUUCUAAUGUUUAUAUUACAAUUAUUUGUUAAAAAUGUUUAAGUAAUAUGAGUUUAUAUCCUUAAAAUAUUAUUUUUGGUUUCAAGCUAGUAUAGAAUUAUCUAUUACUAUGUUUAUAGUUCGAUUACUUGUUAAUAAUAAGUACUAAUAUAAUAUUUUAAAAGUUUUCAUAACAUCUAAAAAUAUUGUUUAUUUAAUAGAAAUCUUUAUUAUUUUAAUCUAUUGUAAUAAUUAAAUUAAUCAGAACAAUAUUAUUUACUUAUUUAGAUAUUAUUUCAAUAGUUUAUCCUUAUACUAUUAAGUAAUUUCUUUGUCAAAAAAAGUUGUUUAUUUAAUAUAAUUCAUUUUAUUUUAAUAUACUAGCUUAUGGAAGGGGAGCUUUGGCACAAUGUGUUGCCGUGUGAUAUGUUGGUCACGGGUUUGAAUUACGAAAACAACCUCUUGCGUUACCGAUAAAGCUACGUACAAUAGACCCUUCCCACCCUGCAUUGGCUGGAGCUUUGUGCACUUUUUGUACUAACUUAUGGUUUGUGUUCCAUGCUAUUUACAUGUUCAAUAGAGAACAACACGUGCUUUUUUAAGUUCAGGAUGAAAAUUAUUAGGAGAGCCAAAUUUUGUGACAAGUCAAUUUUGUUUUGUUCACCUUAUUAUUGUGUUUACUAUGAAUACCUUUUCCUCAUGUUUUUUCUAUCUUAGCAGGAAAUUUGUUUUUUUUUAAUGUACAUGGGAGUAAAUUGUCGUACUCUUCAAUAGAACAAGGAAGCCAUUUGUUUUGAUCGAUGAGGGAGGAACCAUUUAACCCUUUGCAUGUUUUAUGGGAUGGUGCAAUAGCAGGAGCAGCUGCUGGUGGUGUUGCGGAAGCAGUUUUAUAUCCUAUAGAUACAAUAAAGACCAGGCUUCAGGCAGGCUGCUCAUGGGGGGAGCAGAAUCCAUUGGAAAGACCUGUAUUCUGGAGUUGCUUGCAACCUUGCAGGGGUCUUGCCGUGAGGCCUCUGCCAUUUUCGUAGGCAUAUAUGAACCUACCAAACAAAAGUUACUGAAAUUAUUUCCAGAGAAUCUUAGUACUUUUGCUCAUCUGACUGCAGGUGCUAUUGGAGGAGCUGUUUCUUCGUUUAUUCGGGUUCCAACAGAGGUAGUUAAACAAAGGAUUCAGACUGGACAUUUCACCUCUGCUCCUGAUGCUAUCCGUCUUAUUGUUGCUAAAGAAGGGUUUAGAGGUCUUUAUGCUGGAUAUAAGUCAUUUCUAUUACGAGAUUUACCCUUUGAUGCACUCCAAUUUUGUAUAUAUGAGCAGCUUCGAAUUGGAUAUAAGAUUGCAGCAAGGAGGGACUUAAAUGAUCCAGAGAAUGCUUUAAUUGGUGCUUUUGCUGGUGCAAUAACAGGAGCUAUAACUACACCUCUUGAUGUCAUGAAGACUAGAUUGAUGGUUCAGGGUUCAGUAAACCAAUAUAAUGGGCUACUUAAUUGUGCUCAAACAAUUUUUAGGGAAGAAGGCCCAGCAGCUUUCUUAAAGGGUAUUGGUCCAAGAGUACUAUGGAUCGGGAUCGGUGGCUCGAUAUUCUUCGGUGUUCUAGAGAGAACCAAACUAUUGCUUUCCCAGAAGCGUUUUGAUCAGGACCUGAAAUCUUCGCAGUCUGCUGUCAUCAAUAACAAGAGGUGAAAGUUCUGGUUUCUCGGAAGUGAUCAAUCAACCAUCUUCAUUUGCCAAUGUUAAUUUACUUAGUUUGCUAGGGAUCAUUGUGACUUGUAUCUAUACCUUUUUAGGGAUUUAAUGUUAUGGUUUGGCCUUGUUCUCUAUUUCAUUUUAUUAUGCAAGAGAAUUUAGACACAA